Molecule: messenger RNA, 672 nt
Organism: Colletotrichum chrysophilum
Lineage: Eukaryota; Fungi; Ascomycota; Sordariomycetes; Glomerellales; Glomerellaceae
Exons: 4
Coding region: 1-672 (223 amino acids)
Source: RefSeq, a predicted model, not a curated record
AUGGCCUCGCUAUACGUGUACUCCGUAUAUGCCCUUGGAGACGGUCUGUCACUGGAGAUGAAUGCGUAUGCGUAUAAACAACGAAAAUGGGAGGGCUUGGCGGGGCUGCCCGCCGUGCACAGCAUCUCCCGUCACUACAACGUCAACAUCAUCGAGCAGUCACUACUCCAGCAGGAAGAUUCCAUCAUGGACAAACUUAGAACAUUCUUCGACAAGCCCUUCUUCGACCCUCGCCACAAGACCAAGGUCCACAUCCUCCAGCUCGUCAUCAUGACCACCGCCAUCAUCCUCACCAUCGCGCGCAUGGCCAUGCCCGUCAUCACCACGCGAGCCAACAUGAUGGCCCUCACCAUGGGCAUCAAAUCCUUGAUCAUCAUCGGCUACCAGCUCCUCACCGGGCACAAGGAGCGCUUCAAGAAGUGGGCCUCACUUAAGGCCAACGCGAUCCUCAACACGAUGGAGAUUGUGUUCUGGUUCGUUGCGUUCGGGCUGUUGUUCUCGGCGAACACGACGUUCUGCACGGGGGCGAGUUGUGCGCUGAGUUGGAUUGUGACGCUGCUUUGCGCGGUCUUGAUCGUUCUCGCUUUCCAGACGUCGGUCGUGUCCAUUAAGGAGUUUCGGUAUUUCAAGAACUAUGGGGUUACGUACGAGACGAAUUAUCCAAAGGUUUAG